GGGAAUUGGCUGGGUCGUGAGCGCGAGAUGGCAGCAGCAGCGUCAGCGUCGCCGGACGCCGCCAGCCCCGGUGGUCAGGGCCGGCGCCAGUACGCCUCCAUGUCGGAGUACUGCGCGGACCUGCGCACCUGGAUGGCGCAGGUGCAGCAGGCGCGCUGCAUGGAGGCCAUGUUCCCCCUCUGGCUGUCCAGGCAGCUGGCGAGCGGCACGGCCCAGCACCAGCCCAGCCCACAGCCUUUUGGCUUGGGUAAUCAGAGGGAGCCGCCACCCGCCCAGCCGCAGAGAGGUAUCGAGUUCCGCAUCCCGCCGCUGUGGAAGCGGCUGGUUGCCGAGUUGGUCGACUUCUUCAUACUGAUGAUCGUCAAGUUCGCCCUCGCCUACAUAGCCAUCGACCAGUUCGAACUGAUAGACCUGUCCAAGUACGACGUCGACACGCUGGUGAAGGUGGCCAGCGGCGGGCAGGGCAACAUGAACUACACGCUGGCCAUGGAGAUGACGUCGGAGCUGCUGCUGCUGGAGAUGGUCAACCGCGUCUCCGUCUGCUGGUUCGAG
This is a messenger RNA of Pollicipes pollicipes, 552 nucleotides long. Its product is annotated as protein FAM8A1. The record is from RefSeq and is a predicted model, not a curated record. Lineage: Eukaryota; Metazoa; Arthropoda; Thecostraca; Pollicipedomorpha; Pollicipedidae.